This is a messenger RNA of Harmonia axyridis, 2678 nucleotides long. It is a transcript of the gene Pms2, whose product is annotated as mismatch repair endonuclease PMS2. Gene Ontology annotation, molecular function: ATP-dependent DNA damage sensor activity; ATP hydrolysis activity; mismatched DNA binding. NCBI's taxonomy places the organism in Eukaryota, Metazoa, Arthropoda, Insecta, Coleoptera, Coccinellidae. Gene Ontology annotation, cellular component: MutLalpha complex. The record is from RefSeq and is a predicted model, not a curated record. Gene Ontology annotation, biological process: mismatch repair. Bases 77 to 2515 code for a protein of 812 amino acids. The transcript has 8 exons.
AACCACACAGUUCACAGUUGAGCAAAAUGAAAAAUUUGUUCAUUAGGAUUAUUGCAAAUCAUAAGAAUAAUUUUCAAUGGAAUCAAAUAAGAAUACAGCUCUAGGUUUGAUUAAACCAAUAUCUAAAGAUGUUGUUCAUCAAAUAUGUUCUGGUCAGAUCAUUUUAACAUUAGCAGUUGCUGUGAAAGAAUUGAUAGAGAAUUCAAUAGAUGCUGGUGCUUCAAUAAUCGAUGUAACACUUAACGAAUAUGGUUCUGAAAGUAUUGUAGUAUGUGAUAAUGGAGAAGGUGUUUUGGAAAAUAAUUUUGAAGCUUUGACAUUGAAGCAUUACACUUCCAAAAUUGAUAACUUCUCAGAUCUUCAGUUUUUAGAAACAUUAGGUUUUCGUGGAGAAGCAUUAAGCUCAUUAAGUGCUCUUGCUGAUCUAUCAAUUUUAACUAAACAUGCUUCAUCUGAACAGGCUAAUAAAAUAAAAUAUAAUAAAGAUGGUAAAAUAAUGGAAGUAUCUCUAGCAGCUAGAGAAACCGGUACUACAGUAAAAUUGGAAAAUUUAUUUUCAACAUUACCUGUUCGAAGAAAAGAAUUUUUGAAAAAUUUGAAAAGAGAAUUUAAUAAGAUGUGUCAACUAUUGUAUGCAUACUGUUUAGUUUCUAAAGGCAUUAAAUUCACUUGCACAAAUGUCACUGCUAAAAGUAAGAAAAAUAUUAUAAUGUCUACACAAGGUCACAAUACGGUUAAGGAAAAUAUAAUAAGUGUAUUUGGUCCAAAACAAAUAUCAUCUUUAAUAGAGGUGGAUUUGAUUCGGCCAAAUCAAGAUAUUUUGAAUGAAUAUAGUAUCAAACUAGGAGAUGAAGAGGAAUUACCGUUUGAAAUGGAAUUUUUAGUAUCAAGUGUUACUCAUGGAAAUGGACGUAGUUCAACAGAUAGACAAUUUUUUUAUGUCAAUUCACGGCCAGUAGAACCAACAAAAAUCAUAAAAUUAGUCAAUCAAAUUUACAAACAGUUCAAUGUUAACCAGUAUCCCUUUGUUUACCUCAAUAUUCUGGUGAAAAGUUCCAUAGUAGAUGUUAAUGUAACACCUGAUAAAAGACAGAUUUUUUUAGAAAAGGAGAAAUUAUUUCUAGCCACCAUAAAAGCAUCAUUGUUAGAAUCUUUCAAGUUAUUUCCUUCAAAAGUACCGAUGGAAAACCAAGAUAUUUCAAAAUUACUGACAUUUUCCAAUUGCAAUCAAGGAAGUAAAGGAAUGAAACGAAGUUUAACAGACUCUUCUGAAAUGAAAAAGGAUUUCUUAAAUAGUUUUAGGAAAAAACACAAAAGUGAUUCUGAAAUCAAUUCGGAAAAAGACGGGUUUCUUUUCUUCUCUAAGCCAAAUAUUGAACCAAAAUUGGUAGAUUCAACAAAAAAUAAUAAGGAAAAAUUAGAGAUUGAAACAAAUAUGGUAGAUGUGAAAAUAGAAAAUUUUCUCUCACGUGAUACACCAUCUUCCUCUAAAAUUGAAUCAUACAAUUUGAUUGAAGAAAAAAAAGUUAAAGAGGAUAUAGGCAGUAGUAGAGAUGAGGCAGAUGAGAAAGAUAUACUUGAAAAUCAAUCUAAUGUUUGUGUUAAAACACUCAACUCAUCUGAAGAACACAUUUUGAUGAAUGAAAACAAAAGGGCAAUUCAAUUAUCACUAUCAGAACAAAAAAUAACUCUUGAAAAAGAGUGUGAAGAUGAAAACUAUGCUACAAUUGUUUUAGACAACCCUAAUAGAAGAAUUAAAAACACAAAAUCUGUUCAUUAUGAUAUAUCAUUGCAAAGCAUUAGAGAAUCCAUUUAUAGGGAACAAACAGAUAGCUCCAACUCUCAUGAUAUUAAAGUAAAAUUCAGAUCAAUUAUCGCACCUGAAAAUAAUAAAAAAGCAGAGGAAGAACUUCAAAGGCAGUUAUCAAAAAAAGAUUUUUUUGAUAUGAAAAUCAUAGGUCAGUUUAAUUUAGGUUUCAUCAUAACGAGAUUAGGAAAUGAUUUAUUCAUCAUUGAUCAGCAUGCUACUGAUGAGAAAUAUAAUUUUGAACAAUUACAGGCAUCUACGGUGUUACAAAAACAAACAUUGGUUAACCCAAAAUGUUUGGAACUUACAGCUGGAAAUGAAAGCAUACUUAUAGAAAAUGAAGAAAUUUUUCAAAAAAAUGGGUUUCAUUUCAAGAUUGAUGAGAAUGCACCAAUUACUAAAAGAGUUUUACUUACUGCAGUACCCGUGAGUCAAAAUUUUGUGUUUGGAAAAGAUGACAUAGACGAAAUGUUAUUUAUGUUGAAGGAUUCUAGUCAUACUAUGUGUAGACCUUCUAGAGUAAGAGCUAUGUUUGCAUCUAGGGCAUGCAGGAAAUCAGUAAUGAUUGGCAAAUCAUUAUCUACAAAAGAUAUGAAACAACUGAUCGAACAUAUGGGAGAAAUAGAACAACCAUGGAAUUGUCCACAUGGUCGUCCAACAAUACGACACCUUAUCAACAUGGAUCUUCUUAGUGAAGAUGAUGAAUAAUAAUAUUUUUUCAAUUUAUUUUGUUAUUUUAAUGAACAACUCUAUCAAUCUUUACAAGUGGAAUAUACACCACAAACAUAUACAAUGAUUUAAUAUCAUAAUACAUCAAUAUUUUAUUAAACUUCAACCUCAAUAAAAAAUUUAUAAACAAGUGAAACGUAUA